Diprion similis is the source of this 3615-nucleotide messenger RNA. Its product is annotated as TSC22 domain family protein 1-like. The transcript is spliced from 7 exons. The coding region runs from base 838 to 3435 and encodes 865 amino acids. The record is from RefSeq and is a predicted model, not a curated record. NCBI's taxonomy places the organism in Eukaryota, Metazoa, Arthropoda, Insecta, Hymenoptera, Diprionidae. Gene Ontology annotation, molecular function: RNA binding.
UUCCUAAGUCCGUGUGUAUUAUGUCAAGCAAUCGAAAAAUUUAUUUACAAAUUGGAACAAGAGCGUAGGAUCUAGCGGAGUUGCUGCCGUGUUGAAUUUUCGAAAUUUCAUCAAUGACACUACCUAUUUUUUGUUUUCUUCUAUUCGUAGAUUUUAUAACUUCGUACAUGACAGUAUUUCGGUAGCAAUUACUAGCGUAUAAUUAUCUCACGUCGAACGUAACCAAUUAAUUUUCUCCUCUAUACACCCGCGUGCUCUACUGUCGACGUAAAAUCGAAUAUUCUAUUUUUCUUAAAGUGGCGUGUGCGCGUUUACGUUCGUACGACAUACGUGUAGAUGACUUACGCACGCAUCGACGAUAAUACACAUUCGCGCAGGCCAGUACAGUAAAGGCUGACACAAAAACAAAUCGAAGAGAAAAAAGAUAUCUAAGAAAAAAAUAAUCAUAAUAAAGAAGAUAAUAUCCCAAAUUAAUCGAUCUGAAUAUUUAUCGACGGUAUGAGGAUGAAUUCAGUUUCAAUCGUGCAACAGGGUGGUUCAAGUUUCCGAAUAUUUCACACGAUUUAGUACACCACCGCUUAUAUUGUUUUGCGCAUUUGAUUCAAAUUGAUCAAAAGUGGGCGCGCGGGUCGCCAUCUUGUAAAAGUGGUUCUGUGUGGUGUUUGGAGGUUCUGCGAAGAACAGGAGCUUCGCCAGAGGCUGGGAGUCCUUUUGAAAUCCUCCUAGCGGUCCUUGGCAGUCCCUGGGCAUCCAGGUGACAUCCCGCGAAGCCAGGGGACCUCCCGAUAAUCUCGGACUUCUGCCUACCAACACAAACACUGCUGAAUCCUCGGGAAGAUGAGUUCAGCAUCGACUGGGGGUACAGAGGGGUCUAGUCCAGCCUCCAGCCCUGCGUCCGCAGCAAGUCUUGCAAUGGCAGCACCUAAGUACGGCACACUAGUCCCAAACCGAAUUUUCGUCGGCGGUAUCUCGGCAAACACAAGCGAAGCAGAACUUGCCCAGUUAUUCUCAACCUAUGGCAAUGUCAAGGCAACUAAAAUAAUUUCGGACAGAGCUGGUGUCUCCAAGGGAUAUGGUUUCGUCACCUUUGAAACGGAGGAGGAGGCUAAACGACUUCAACAGGAGUCGGAAUGCAUCGUGCUGAGGGAAAGAAAGCUCAACAUUGCUCCCGCAAUAAAGAAACAGCCUUUCAAUCGAUCUUACGACGGUAGUUCCGGCUCUCCCCCUGCAGUACCGACAAACACCUAUUACUACACAAACGGCAUGGGUCUAACGUACCAAAACGGCAUGACUUUCUACAAUGCCGGAGCUCCAGCCCCUGCAACUCCAGUGGCACCUCCCGCCGAUCCUGCAACCAUAUAUCAAGCUACCAGUGUAUUUGGGCCGCAAGCAACCGCUGGACACCAAACAUUCGCUCCGGUUAUGUACCCGUGCCCAGCACCUUCUUUGUACGUCCCGCAGCAAUACCAGUACACGCCGAUGUCGUACGAGCCAUAUUACACAGGGGCAACGGCGGCCGGCGCGCCUCAGUACCUGUACACGGCUAGUAGCUCUCAGAGCACUACUAAUGGCGGGGGAACGGGUUCCGGGGGCGGUACAAACGGAGCUACCAGUCCACCGGCUGGCCCUCCGCCUGCUCUCACGUCUCUUCCAGCCCCGCCGCAGCCGCAACAUUUUUACACCUCAGCAGCCCCGCCGCCUCAUCAUCAUCCCCAGAUACCCGCCGGCCCUCCGCAGUCACAGUUUGAUCACGUGUACUACUCGUGCACUGCUGGACCUCCGCCUCUGCCGCCGUCACACGCUUCGAUAGGCCUCACCGAUCAGCAGUUACUGUUGUACGCGACGGACGGUUCAUGUCAAUCUCAACAAUCAAACGACACUCAGGCACAGCCGCAGGAGCCGCAGCACGGCGAUACGUCUGGUUCAGUGACACCGCUGGUUCCUUUGGUGCCCAUUAAAUUCCCAAUUACUAAUAGAUAUCCAGGCAGCUAUCACCAUCCAGUCGCGAUUCAUACCACCAAUUUACACGGUUCGCAGACAUGCUUAAGCGAUAACGCAGACGCGGGCGACGCCGGUAGCGUAGCUCAGAUGCACUGUAGAACGAUUGUCUAUCAUCCAGCAGCCGUCUACAUUCCUCACACCCAUUCGUCAUCUCAAUAUCAUCCGUCUUCGUCGAGAGGUCCUAGCCUUCUGCCGACGCCGACGUCUGCAUCAUCCCAUCAUCAUCACCACCACCACCAUCAUCGCUCCGUUCAGUCCACCGUUAAUCCAAAAUUGCAAAGCAUCGUCUCGCAUCAGCGCGACUAUUCGAAGGCGGUCGUAGCCGGGGCGCAGGGCAGCUAUAACGUCAAGUCACAAAAUUUGAGCAUCGCAUUGAUCUCCUCAUCCUCCGGUGUUCACAAUCACGGUAAGCUUCACGGUUCGUCGACGCAGGGUCAGAAGUACGCGAACGCGUCGGACUUUCACAAACUCACAAGCAACGUUUUGUCAACGACUCAUUUUCCUCCUCAACAUCAACUCGCCAAGCGAUCAUUGUGCGCCAACGCCGGCCAAGCGGCUUACUUCUCAGGUCAAAGGUCGGGAUACGGCUCUUUCAAGUCAAUGGUGUUUGGUCCGACGACGGGUGUGGUUUUGAACGGUCUGAAUUAUCCGGGAUCUCAAAAGUUGACCGUCGGUCAUCAGAACUACGGUACCGAUCAGUAUUUCGAGGGCGGCGGUAACAAUUCGAGGUCGUCGAGAAAUUAUUCGCAUAAAAAUCAAGCCGCCGCGGGUCGGACUAGUGGCACGGCUAAACGGGUGAUCUUGGACAAUAACAACUGUAGCAACGGUCAGACCGGGGAAAAGUACGGUGCGCAAUCGGAUUCGCAAAACGUUGAUAACUCCACAGAAACUACAACGACCUCGAGCACGACGAUCGUUUCCGAAAAGUCGUCCAGUCCACCACCCGCCCCUUACUCACCCAUGACUCGUCCUCUCCCAAACCUUUCGCCUCCCGUUCCUCAGGUCCAGUUCUACGCUCCGGCUCAAAACCGUUACCAGACGACUGUGCCGUCCAGCAACACGCCUGGACAUCAGCAGCAGCAGCAACAACAACAACAACAUCAACAUCAACAUCAACAACAACCGGCGCAGCGGCGGUACACAGUUGCACCGCCUCUGCCAGCGGGGAGGAAGCCUUCAGAAAAAUAUUCAACCGCUCCGGCACAGAGCUCGAUGCUGCGACAGCACAAGUAUAAGCCUAACGGCAUGAUGCAGUCGGGCAGUAAAUCUGGUGACGAUAGCUUGGGGGGAGCAGGUGACGCGCCGCCUGGUGUCGGUCGCAUGCCGAUUACCCCGCCUGGUACCCCGAGGAACACUCACACUGGGGGACAUUCCGGUGGUGAUCAAAACCAAAUCAGCGAUUGCACUCAUCAAAUGCAGGCAUUGAGCCUUUAGCACUUUCCCGACUCAGAUCUGCCCCUCGAUUGUACCAGUGGUAUGAUAGUGUUUAAUCAAGAGCAAGUAAUUAACCGACUAAAUAAAGUAAGUGAAUAAAAUACGUUAGCCAGCUAGUUAGUUGGACACUUAGUUAUCUAGAUAUAAUAAUUAUAUAAAAAUUCAGCUGGUUAAAGACAA